This is a messenger RNA of Eleginops maclovinus (Patagonian blennie), 2012 nucleotides long. RefSeq names its product piggyBac transposable element-derived protein 3-like. The transcript is spliced from 3 exons. The record is from RefSeq and is a predicted model, not a curated record. NCBI's taxonomy places the organism in Eukaryota, Metazoa, Chordata, Actinopteri, Perciformes, Eleginopidae. Bases 165 to 1505 code for a protein of 446 amino acids.
ACCUCCUAGGACCUGGCGUACACAUACGUGGACAUCACAUUUUUGGUCAUAUGACCACAGUCGUUAAUUCUGCUGAACUGUCGCCUCAUGGCCAAGUAUGUGGACACUUACACUGUCAUCUGGUGGUGUCAGAAGAGUACAACACACUACGGUAAGAAUUAAAAAUGGCGGCAAACACAAGGGAUAAUUCAAGUGGCAGCUCCAAACACAAACCUCGACAAGAGCGUUUUUCUGUGCAAACAGCAUUGGAGCAAUUUUGGCUAAAUGAUGGAGACAACUCAGAUUUGGAAGACUUGUCUGACAACGAUGAUCCCAUCCUGGAUGCCAAUUACCAACCCCGAACACAGGAGCGAAGCAGCAGUGAGGAUGAGGAUGACAGUAGUGAUGAUGAGGACCCCAUUCCUCAGCCCACUGAGCACAGCAGAGGACGUAAACGUCUCCGUGGUGCAAAUAAUGGAGCCUGUCCAUGCAGACAAUAUCUGCCAAUGAAGCCAAACCCAGUUGGCAUCAAGAACUUCGUUUGUGCUACAGCAGAUGGCAUUGUGCUGGACUUUGAUCUGUAUCAAGGUACAGGUGCACUGCUUGAGCAGGUCGAAGAAGAGGUGGGCCUGGGGUUGGGAGGCUUAGUCUUGGCUCGUCUGUGUCAAACUCUGCAUCGUGGCACAAAAGUGUAUUGUGACCGGUUCUUCACAAGCAUCCGAGGUGUGGAACAAAUGAUGAAGAAGGAGAUGUACAUUACUGGUACAAUAAUGAAGAACAGACUCGCUGGCGCGAAGGAGAAGCUACCCUCUGACAAAACCAUGAAAAACACAGGAAGAGGUACCUCAUCAGAACUUUCCACUGAAGACGGAAAGUUGUGUGUAGUGAAGUGGUAUGACAACAAACCAGUAUUGAUGAUGUCUGGUGUUCAUGGCACAGAGCCUGAAGACACCUGCCAGCGCUGGGACAAGAAAUUGAAACAGUAUGUGACUGUCUCGCGACCAAGCAUUGUCCGUGAGUACAACCUCAAGAUGGGUGGAGUGGAUUUGAUCGAUAGAAUGAUUAGCUACUAUCGCAUGAGUGCCCGUACUAAGAAGUGGACGAUGCGGAUGCUAAUGCACUUCACAGAUCUGGCUUUAGGUAACAGCUGGCUACUCUACCGCAAAGACCUCGCAAUAUGUGCUGCACCAAAGAAGAGCAUCAUGCAGUUCCUUGAGUUCCGUACAGAAAUUGCUACGACCCUCUUGGCCCAGCAUCACGGUCAAGGAAGCCAUGCAGACCUCUCUGAACAGUCAGAGGAAGAAGACAACUCAAAUCAAGGGAACAAACGUCCUGUGACGGCAGUGCCCCAUGUCUCGGUCCGCAGGAGGGCGAAUGCCCAUCUCCCAGAGAUGAUCAGCCUGAAGAAUGCGGCGCGCUGCAGGGUAGCAGGCUGCACUGGAAGAACCCGAGUGCGUUGUGUGACCUGCAAAGUGUUCUUGUGCUUGCAAGGCGAUCGCAACUGUUACACAGCCUUUCACACAUAGACACACAUACACUGCAGCACAACACACACACACACACACACACACACACACACACACACACACACACACACACACACACACACACACACACACACACACACACACACACACACACACACACACACACACACACACACACACUGCUGCAAUGCAAAAUUUCACAUAACACAUACUGUAACUGUGACUCUCCAAAGGGGGCAAAAAUGUUUUGUUUUUCUUCAUUUUGUUGUGUUUUUUCACAAUGAUGUUCAAAACACAAACAAUAGUUGAAAGUUGAAAAAACUGCUGUGUUCAAGGUUGAAAUAAAAUAGUUUUUCACUCUAUUACAAAAAGGUGACUUUAAUGUGUUUUAUGGAAAUUCAGACCCAGUGUCCACAUAUGUGGACAUCAUUUUUCUCUAAAAGUACAUCAUGUCAAAAGAUGAUACUUAGUUUUUAUACUUAUCAGGUUCCAAUAAGCCCAAAUAGCAAAGAGAAAUAAAAAAUGCAUAUAAAAAAACAGCUCGGG